AGAGUUAGUCUAUCUUCCUAUCAUGUACCUGGUGAUGGAGGCCAAUGGAAAGAGGGCUUCCCUUGUGGCUAAGUUCCAGACUCCCCUGAGAGUGGGACAGCGGGAGUCAGGCACAAAGUGGCACAUGUCGCCUGUAGAAGUGCUUGUUGGUGGUCCACCCAGGAGCACAGCUGAUGCACGGAGAUGAGGUGUGCAGACAGAUGGUGCCUGUGCGAGGUAUGCAAGCCCUUCCGGGAAUAGAGGAUUACUGAAAAGGUCAGGUACCAACUGAGGUCAUACACAGAGGAGUGAGAAAGUAUCCGUUAGCCAAGCCGAGG
Molecule: messenger RNA, 317 nt
Organism: Staurois parvus
Lineage: Eukaryota; Metazoa; Chordata; Amphibia; Anura; Ranidae
Source: the annotation of a GenBank genome assembly